This is a messenger RNA of Mercenaria mercenaria, 2827 nucleotides long. Its product is annotated as G2/mitotic-specific cyclin-A-like. Gene Ontology annotation, biological process: mitotic cell cycle phase transition; regulation of cyclin-dependent protein serine/threonine kinase activity. Gene Ontology annotation, molecular function: cyclin-dependent protein serine/threonine kinase regulator activity. The record is from RefSeq and is a predicted model, not a curated record. The transcript has 8 exons. Gene Ontology annotation, cellular component: cyclin A2-CDK2 complex; nucleus; cytoplasm. Bases 221 to 1507 code for a protein of 428 amino acids. Lineage: Eukaryota; Metazoa; Mollusca; Bivalvia; Venerida; Veneridae.
GCUAGCGGGGAAUUCAACGAUUGUCAAAAGAAAUACAUUGCCAUUCAAAAUUUUCUUUUCAAGAAGGCAACUUCAAGGAUUUGAAUGAAAAGAAAGACUUUGAAUUUUUGUUGAAAGUGCAGUUAUAAACAAAGUUUCAUACUUAGAAAGUUAAAGAUUGCUUUUGCAAUCUUAUUUAUUCGUUUGAAUUUGAAGGUCGUGGUCGUGUGAAAAACUGAAAAUGUCACAAGCUUUUGCACUUCAUCAGGAUGAAAAUCAGGUGCCACGCCGAGGAAAAGCAAGCACGAGAAAUGCUGGUUUGGGUGGACAGAAACGGGCAGCUCUUGGUGUGAUUACGAACCAAGUAAAUCAGCAAAUCCGUGUCCAGCCGGCAAGGGCGGCAAAACCAAAGGCUUCUGAUUUUGCCAUUCAAGAUGAGAAUGCUUUCUCGAAGAAAUCUGCCAAGCCAUUUGGCCAGCAACCAAGCCAGUUCUCUGUGUUUGUUGACGAGCCAGCAAAGAAGACGAAGGCUGUCGCAAAAGCUCCAGCAGUCUUGAACAGUAGUACCGAGCUUUCUGCAGCUGUAACAGCAGUUCCACAACCAAGAGUCCCAUUGGCACAAGUACCAGGAUCUCCAGACAUAAUAUGUUUAGAGGACUCAAUGGAAUCUCCUAUGGUACUGGAUAUAUCAGAUGAUGAAAAGAAACCUAUUGAUAGAGAAGCUGUGAUAUUGACCGUCCCAGAAUAUGAAGAGGACAUCUACAACUACCUCAGACAAGCAGAGAUGAGGAACAGAGCAAAGCCAGGAUAUAUGAAGAGACAGCAGGAUAUCACUUCAUCAAUGAGAUCCAUUUUGGUAGAUUGGUUGGUAGAGGUAUCAGAAGAAUACAAGCUUCACAGAGAAACACUGUUUCUUGCGGUCAACUAUAUUGACAGAUUUUUGUCCAAAAUCUCAGUAUUGCGAGGAAAACUCCAGUUGGUCGGUGCUGCUAGCAUGUUCUUAGCUGCCAAAUACGAGGAAAUUUACCCUCCAGAUGUGAAGGAAUUUGCAUACAUCACUGAUGACACGUACAGUGCUCAGCAAGUUCUAAGAAUGGAACAUCUUAUCCUCAAGGUGCUGACUUUCGAUGUUGCUGUGCCAACCACAAACUGGUUUUGUGAGGACUUUGCCAAAUCAUGCGAUGCAGAUGAUAAACUGAAGGCUUUGACCAUGUUCUUGGCAGAGUUGACAUUGAUAGAAAUGGAUACCUACCUAAAAUAUGUACCUAGCAUCACAGCUGCAGCAGCAUUGUGUCUAGCCAGAUAUUCACUUGGACUUGAACCAUGGACAGAGGCAUUGGUGAAGAAGACAGGGUAUGAAAUUGGGCAUUUUGUCGAUUGUCUAAAGGACCUGCACAAAACCUACCUUGGUGCCGAGUCACAUCAGCAACAAGCGGUGCAGGAGAAAUACAAGCAAGACAAGUACCACCAAGUGUCAGAUUUCACUAAGAAUCCGGUGCCACACAAUUUGGCCUUGCUUGCCGUCUAGGUUUAGGAUAAUGUGUAGUGUUGUGUUCUCUACCAAAGUUCUUUCAUGGACUGAACAGUGUUGAAUAGAGGUCCGCCUGCAGAUAGCCACAUACAGUUCACAGUGCUACAGCGCCAUGCAACUCGAAUCUAGCAUCGUCAAAGGGUUUCCUCACAUGCUUGUUGGAGACCUAGCAACUUAAUUUUUUUUUAUCAAUAUCAGCCUAUAUCUAUGGAAAUGUUCAUCUUUAAAUCUUUUUAAAGUAGUGUAAUUAUAUUCAUCUUUAUUUAAAUUCUUCAAAAAGAUAUGUAACAAAUUUUGAAGUAAUUUUCUUUUAUGGUCAUUGAUAUACAGCAAGAAUGUCAUGAAACCCUUUUACAGAGAUGCACCAUGUGAGUUAAGAUGACAAAAGGGAGAGAUGUCCUGUGAAUUGCAGAUGGUUAUGUGUAGGCAGAGCCUAUUUAUUACAAGUAAUUCGGGUGCCAAGGUGAUUUCCUGCAGCUGUGAAAUAGCUGUGAGGGGAAAGGUACCACCAUAAUGUGUUCAAGAUGUUUUACUGCCAAUCAGGAUUCUAAUUAGUUGCUUUUACCAAUUUGCUGUACUGGGACAGUUUUAUAGAUAUUUUUAGUGCAAUAGAAAGGCAGCAUACAUUUUCAUCAUGGAUGGAAUGAAAUUUUAUUGUUUUGUUUGCAACUAAGUGACUCGGAAGUUGCGCUUCUUGUGUGAUUGAAGUAUGUGUGAAAAAUUGAAAGAUUGACUCCUUACAGAUCGAUAAAGUGUGUAAAUAGAAAGGACUGUUGCAAGUUCCUGUUCAGAUGAUUUAUGAAUGUCUAUUGCAUUUUAAAGUGUUGUGAAAUUCCUCAAGGAGUAUGAUGUACGAAAGCUUUGAUUUUAAAAAUGGCAAACCAAAUAGACAAUUUUAUGAAAUCAGUGCAUGUAGAUUCUUUACGUCUAUAUAUUUGUUUUGUACAGUGUAUAUAAUGUUUUUAUGUCCGUCUUGAAACUAUUCUUCAUCUUUUACUCUCUAUAAAUCUUUCAUCAUUCUCAUAUUUGCAAAAUGAUAUCCAUGUUCAAAAAGAUUCAUCCAUUCAUUACUCCUUCCCAAAACUUACAUUCCAAAAUUCAUUUUAACAUCCACACAAAUUUUGAAUGAAAAGUAGUAAACAGAAAGUAAAUUGUAUAUUUUUUUACACUUUAUUUUAAUCAUUUUUAACUAAUGUUGCAGUAUUUUUAUUUAAGUCUUUUUGUACAUGGAUCACUUAUUUUAUGGCAUUAAAAAGAUUUAAGAGAUAGCUCCUUUAUGUUUUUAACUUAUUUAUAAUUAAAGUUAUUCAAAAUACA